This is a messenger RNA of Protobothrops mucrosquamatus (brown spotted pit viper), 918 nucleotides long. Its product is annotated as sulfotransferase 1C2-like. Gene Ontology annotation, cellular component: cytoplasm. Gene Ontology annotation, molecular function: sulfotransferase activity. The record is from RefSeq and is a predicted model, not a curated record. The transcript is spliced from 7 exons. The coding region runs from base 1 to 918 and encodes 305 amino acids. Gene Ontology annotation, biological process: sulfation. Lineage: Eukaryota; Metazoa; Chordata; Lepidosauria; Squamata; Viperidae.
AUGGAGCUUUUAAGAAGAGGAUGGGAAGACUUUGAUCCAAGGUUAUACAAACGUUUAAAACUGGUGGAAGUUGAAGGAAUCUCUCUACUUGAUAGUACUGCUGCAAACCUGGAGCUCUUAAGGAAUUUUAAAGCCCAGCCUGAUGAUCUUCUCAUUUGCACUUAUCCCAAAGCAGGGACUACCUGGAUCCAAGAAAUAGUGGACAUGAUACAGCAUGGAGGAGACAAACAAAAAUGUGUAAGGGCUCCCAUAUAUGAACGGAUUCCCUUCAUAGACUUGUUUCCUAUAAAACCCAUAUCUUCAGGUUUGGAAAUGGCAGAGGCAAUGCCUUCCCCGCGCACCCUGAAAUCUCACCUCCCAGUCCAGCUUCUCCCACCUUCUUUCUGGGAACAGAAUUGCAAGGUCAUUUAUGUAGCUAGGAAUGUUAAGGACACCAUUGUUUCUUAUUUCCAUUUUCACCGCAUGAACCAGACGAUGCCGGAGCCAGGGAACUGGGAUCAGUUUGUAGAGAACUUCCUUACAGGAAAAAUUGCCUGGGGCUCUUGGUUUGAGCAUGUCCGAGGCUGGUGGGAGGCUAAGGACCGUCACCCAAUCCUGUAUGUCUUUUAUGAAGACAUAAAAGAAGAUCCAGCCAGAGAAAUCCAGAAGGUCGCUCAAUUCCUCGACUUCAAACUCCCAGAUCCAAUUCUGAAGGAGAUCACUGAACAUACAAAAUUUGAGGCGAUGAAAACCAACUCCAUGGCCAAUUACCGCACUUUGCCUGCCUUUGUGAUGAACCAAGCCUUGUCGCCCUUCAUAAGAAAAGGCAUUGUAGGAGACUGGAAGGAGCAUCUUACUGUGGCUCAAAAUGAAAAAAUUGAGGAAAUCUGUUCCAGGUUUUUAGCAGGCAGUGGCCUGGUCUUCCGCAAUGAGCUGUAA